UUGUUCUUUGAGCCGAACUCAGUGCGCACUAGUGCAGUCUACCGAAUUUGCCAUUAGUUUUGAAUUAAUUCGUUCAUUUAAACCGUUCGUUCGCGAACUACCCAUAACCCAUCUCUAGAACAGAACCGCUAUCUCAUGCCGAUGCACACACGUGACAUUUAAAAUAUAAGAACACGGCGCAAAUAUUUCAUCUGAUGAUAUUUAAAGAUGCCGAUUUUGGCACUGGACAUAAGAACAGUAAAAUUAAUUACCACUACGCAAAUAAUAACAUCCGUGUACGCCGUAGUGAAAGAAUUAAUAGAAAAUUCAAUCGAUGCUGAUGCAAACAAUAUCGAAAUUAAUCUUGUAUGUAAGCCAAUAUAAUGUCAUAUAUUUAUGUAUUUGCAUGAUGCUUUCUAAGGAAGUACGAUAUAUUAUUAUAUAUAUUUAUGUACCUUUAUUUACAUUUAGAUAGAUAAUGGUACAUCUUUAAUAGAAGUGAAAGAUAAUGGUUACGGCAUAUCUAAGGAGGAUACACCAUUCAUGGGAUUACCUUCCUAUACGUCUAAAAUAACAAAUUUUGAAGAUCUAAAUGUAUUACGAACAUUUGGAUUUAGAGGAGAAGCGCUUAGCGCAGUAUGUGCAGUAGCAGAAGUUACUAUUAUAACAAAAACAAAAGAAGAUAAUGUUGGAACUUCAUAUAUAAUGAAUAAUGAUGGACAAAUUGUAAACAGUGAAUCUUGCCAUAGAAGUAUAGGUACUACGGUACAGGUAAGAAAUUUAUUUAAGCAAGUGCCUGUAAGAAGACAAAUAAUUAUGAAUAUGAAAAAAGCUAAUCAGACUAUCAAAUUAUUGGAAACUUUAAUGCAAUGCUUUGGGAUAUGUAAACCAAAUGUACGAAUUCAAUUUAGAGUAAAUAAUAAUGUUAUAUUUACUAAACCAAGUCUAAAUAAUAUCAAAGAAGCUAUGAAUCAUAUACUUGGUAGAAAAAUUAUGUCUAGCAUGGAAUGGAUUGAGUCUAAGGAUAUAGAGUUUACUCUAGAAUUAAUGUUGCCUUCAAGAAAGGUAAAGGAUUUAUCAGAAAUUUCUCAUUCUGAUUUACACUAUAUUCUUGUAAAUAAUAGGCCUAUUAAGCAUAAAGAUCUUGAAAAGAAUAAAGUGCUUAAUGCUGUAGAUAAAUGUAUAAGAAAAUUCUAUGGACUUAAAGCUACAGACAUCACUGAACAAAAUUUGUCGUUAGACACGUCUGCCUGUUACGAGGAUUAUGCAUCUAAUUUAAAUGACAAUAUUGCUGAUGUUGAAUGGCCUGCAUGCAAAAAACGAAAAAUACAAGAGAGAGAUGUUCAAGAAAAUAUUGUCAAAGAGAAAUCAAUACUUAUUAGUGAUAGUAACGAACAUAAAAAAUCUCUUCAAAAUGAGCAACAGAAUGAUAAUGAGACUCGUAAUCAGAAACAUCACGAAAAGGAAUUGACUCUAAUAACUCAUAUACAACCACCUAAUUUGAGUGAUUCUGAUUCAAAUGAUACCUUUCCUACCACAACUGUGAUUAUGGAUAAGAUAAUAGACGAAAAAUUAACUUUGAGUCAACUACCUGUAGUAGAUCUUGGUGAAGAUUUUGACCUUACAGAAGAAAUUGGAAAUUCUGAUAUUUCCAUGAAUAAAAACGAGAAUAAAGAAAACAUCCAAGAAAAAAAGCAAAUUACAAUGGAGACAUGGAGUAAAGGACAUGUCAAUGGACUCAAGGGUGGUACAGAUAUCAAAUCAGAUAUUGCCAUUGAGAAAUCAAAUGACAACUUAAAUAAUAAACUUGAUGAAAUAUUGGAAUCAGAUAGAGCACAUGUUGAUCACAAAGAUCUUAAAUUUUUAAAACAUGUUAGAUUACAAGUUGCAAAAGAAAAUCCUACAUUAACAACUGCAACCGAAACUGCAAGAAAAAUUACCGACUUUUGGAAGCAAUUGUCAUCUGAAGAACGUGGUUAUUAUCGCGAUAUUGCGCAAGAAGAAGAAAAAGAACAUCAAAGACGUGAAAAGGCUAAGGAAAAAGUCGAUGCAAAUAAAAUAAUCUCAGAAAAAAAUAAGAACAGACUUCUGCAAUUGUUUGAGAAAAUGAAAAACACGAAAAAUGAAAAGAAAGAAAACUUAAAUAUGAGGACAAUAGUACCUUGGAUCAUCGACAGAGCUAAGAUAAUUACAAGAUCAGGUUUUGAAAGUGAACACAUAAUAGGUCGAUUAACAUCCAACUUGUGGGUUGCUACAAUUUGCGAGCAGAUGUGGAUUGUUGAUAUUACUGGUCUGAUGAAAGGUUUGAAAGUUACCGAUAUCGAUACAAAUAAGGGUUUUGUCAAAGUAGUCAAGAACAAGCAGUACUUCAAACGGUACCAAGUUAAAUUCAAGAGGCGUCGUGAAGGAAAGACUGAUUAUUAUGCUCGUAAACGACUGACUAUUCAGGACAAGAAUAAGUAUAAUACACCUAAGUAUAGGUUGAUCGUACGUUUGUCCAAUAAGGAUAUUACAUGUCAGGUUGCCUAUUCAAGAAUUGAAGGAGAUAGGAUUGUAUGUGCUGCUUACAGCCAUGAACUUCCAAAAUAUGGAGUUAAAGUUGGUCUUACCAACUAUGCAUCUGCUUAUUGCACUGGUUUGCUCCUGGCUAGGAGACUUCUUAAGAAGCUGGGAUUAGACACCUUAUAUGUGGGUAGUGCACAAGUAACUGGCGAUGAGUAUAAUGUCGAGGAAUUGGACGAUGGCCCAGGUGCCUUCAGAUGUUACCUGGACACUGGAUUAAUGCGUACUACGACGGGCGCCCGAGUUUUUGGUGCUAUGAAAGGCGCGGUUGAUGGUGGUCUUAAUAUACCUCAUAGUGUCAAGAGAUUCCCUGGCUAUGAUGUCGAAUCAAAAACAUUCAACGCAGAUGUGCAUCGUCAACACAUAUUUGCUCAACAUGUUGCAAACUAUAUGAGAACUUUGGAAGAGGAGGACGAUGAAGCUUUCAAGAGGCAAUUCUCACAAUAUAUUAAAAAUGGUAUCUCUGCAAAUGAUAUUGAGAAUAUAUACAAGAAGGCCCAUGAAGCUAUCAGAGCUAAUCCAGAACACACGAAAGUCACGCGAGAAAAACCAGUUAUCAAGAAAAGAUGGAAUCGCGCAAAAUUGUCUCUGUCCGAGAGGAAAAAUCGCGUGGCCCAAAAGAAAGCAUCUUUCCUCAAAACCUUGGAGGAAGCAGAGGUGUAACCAUUCUUCCUUCAAGAUUAUUUUUGCAAUAUAUACACAAAUUUAUGUGUAUUAACCGAUCAAGAAUAAAGGAACUG
Molecule: messenger RNA, 3281 nt
Organism: Cyphomyrmex costatus
Lineage: Eukaryota; Metazoa; Arthropoda; Insecta; Hymenoptera; Formicidae
Gene: RpL5
Product: ribosomal protein L5
Exons: 14
Biological process (GO): ribosomal large subunit assembly; translation
Cellular component (GO): cytosolic large ribosomal subunit; ribosome
Molecular function (GO): structural constituent of ribosome; 5S rRNA binding
Source: RefSeq, a predicted model, not a curated record